AUGCGCGCCAUGCCCAUCAUUCGCAGCCGCACCGGCUGCUUCACGUGCCGCCGUCGCAAGAAGAAGUGCAACGAGGAGAAGCCUCUUUGCAGCGGCUGUCGACGGAAUCAUCUUGAGUGCACCUGGCCGACCGAGAACAACAAUACGCUGCAGACGCGCGGCAAGAAUCCCUCUUCGGCAGCCAUCUCGAAGCCGGCUGCAAACAAGCCACGGGCCAGCUCUCUCACGGACAAGGAUUUCGACAUGGCCGCCGCCGCCGCCGCCCUUCGGGACUCGACGGCGAGCGACCGCGCGCAUUCGCGUUCCUCCUCGGGGAGCAGCCAUGCUCACACCGACCUGGACAUGAUCGCUGCUGAGCCCGUCGACGCCGAAAUCGUCCGCGACACUUCCUCGCCAAUCAUGCCCGUGUCGCCGGUCCCCUCCCACGCCGCUGAACUCUUUCCCGACAUGUUCUCCGACGCGAGGGCCCUCACAAUUUCCACCAUGAGCCUCAGCGCUGCAACCGCCGCCGCCGACCCGUCCUCGCUCCUCACGCUGUCCCCGCUCUCGCUACUCCCCGACCACGGACGCGAAUCUUCGGACUUGCUCAGCUACUACCUCACUCGCACCGCCAACAGCAUGGGCAACGGCUCCACCGACGUCAAUCCCUUCAUCUCCAAGCUCGUCCCCCUGGCCUUUGCCAAUCCGCUCGUCCUCCAGCUGCUCCUCGCUCAGAGCGCCUCUCAUCGACAGUCUGCCGAGGGAGGUGGCGGCUGCCUCGGCACUGAGGUCGCGCACCACUACUACACCGACUCACUGCGCAUGUUUCGCAACGUUGUCGGCGAGUACGUCGCGGGCAAGGAGGAGAAUACGCUGGCUCUGACCGUCGGCAGCUUGGUUCUCUGUCUGACAGAGGUGGCCAGAGGCGAUGUCCAUGGCACCAUCUUUGACCACCUGCGUGCUUCCGAGUCCAUGCUCAACCUGCUGCUGACCCGACCCAAGUCGGAGAUUCCAAAUGACCUGCCCGACUUUCUUGUCGAGUUCGCCAUCCACAUGACCGUCACCAGCAUCAUGUCCACCGAUCCCAAGCGCGCGCCCCCAGAGCUCAGCCCGCGAAUCGAAGGUCUUGCCCGCAGCCUCAUCUCCAAAGGCUACGUCGGUCAGUUGUCGGGUUGCUGGCUCGAGCUCCUCUUGCUGAUUCCUCACGUCUACCACCUCGGCCACCGCAUCCUUGCCAGCCGUGUGGACGGGAAGCCGACGCCGCAAGCCGACGACAUCAUCACCUUUGGCAUGCUCCAGUCGCAAAUCAUGGCCUUUUUCCCCGACAUGUCCGUCAACCCAUACUCGCGCCUGGCCGGCCUCGUCUUCAAGCAGGGCGUGUUGCUCUACCUCUGGAGUAUCCUCGGAACCACGCACCAGCACUGCGGCGGCAACACGGCCCACCGAAACCUCGUGGCCGGCGCUGUCGCCGACGCCCUGUCCCUGCUGGGUCAGUUCCCCGCGACGCUGCGCAUCAACACCAGCCUGUGCUGGCCUCUCAUCGUCAUUGGGUCCUGCACCACCGAUGCCGAUGCCCAGCGGGUCCUGAGGGAGCGCCUGCAGGCCAUGCACGGCACCAUUGGCCUCGGCAACAUGAAGGAGACGCUGAUCCUGCUGGAGCACAUCUGGACCAAGGCCCCAGAGGACGUGAGCCCCUGGAAACUCUCUGAGGUGAUGCAAGAGCGCCAAGUGUGGAUCUCUUUUGCCUGA
Molecule: messenger RNA, 1728 nt
Organism: Beauveria bassiana ARSEF 2860
Lineage: Eukaryota; Fungi; Ascomycota; Sordariomycetes; Hypocreales; Cordycipitaceae
Product: C6 transcription factor
Exons: 1
Coding region: 1-1728 (575 amino acids)
Biological process (GO): positive regulation of transcription by RNA polymerase II
Cellular component (GO): nucleus
Molecular function (GO): transcription cis-regulatory region binding; zinc ion binding; DNA-binding transcription factor activity, RNA polymerase II-specific
Source: RefSeq, a predicted model, not a curated record